This is a messenger RNA of Antechinus flavipes (yellow-footed antechinus), 10708 nucleotides long. It is a transcript of the gene INPP4B, whose product is annotated as inositol polyphosphate-4-phosphatase type II B. NCBI's taxonomy places the organism in Eukaryota, Metazoa, Chordata, Mammalia, Dasyuromorphia, Dasyuridae. The transcript is spliced from 27 exons. The coding region runs from base 567 to 3440 and encodes 957 amino acids. Gene Ontology annotation, cellular component: cytoplasm. Gene Ontology annotation, molecular function: phosphatidylinositol-3,4-bisphosphate 4-phosphatase activity. The record is from RefSeq and is a predicted model, not a curated record.
CAGUGCCCAGUGCUGCUGCCUCCGCCAGCGCGGCUGCCCCUGCCUCUCGGCUCUGCUCGUCUCCUCUGGUUUUUUCAGCCAGAGGUGCUGGAGACUCCAGUCUAUAAAUAGCAGGUUACAGCUCCUUCUACACGCACACGCGCGCGCAUAUAUAUAUACACGCACACACGCACGCACACACAAACACACACUCUCCGAAGGAGGAAAGUCGAGCUAAAAGUCUGUGGCGCCAGUGCCUGCCUGCACCUCCGGCCGCCGCCGCAAGCCCCCAGCCCCAUCUCCCUCCGGAGAGAGCCAAAAGAGAUGGUGUCGCCUGACAGGAAACCUGCUUCUUCUUAUGAAAAAUCAGACCAAGGACUCUGAAACCAGUGAAAUAUUCAUCCUUAUUGCAGUGUUGUAUUGAGGAGUACAAGAAGAAAGCACCUGUAAUUCUCAUGCAGAUCACCAUUGAGGAGACCCGCAUCUGUACCCAGAGCCCCCAGCAACACUAAUUUGGACAUCUUGGGAGCCUUCACUUAAUCUGUGAAACUAAAAAACUUAGAGAAAUAGAAAUAAAACCGUUGACCAUGGAAAUCAAGGAGGAAAAAACAGCAGAGGAAGGGCAACAUUUUCUUCCAACGGCUCAGGCAAAUGAUCUGGGAGAACUACAGUUCACAAGUAUUCAGAAGAGUGAAAAUGAGCCUAAGCUGGAAUUCAGCCUUGCAUGCAAGGACCUGGUGGCUCCUGCCCGGGAUUGCAAGUUGAACACCCUGGUCCAGAUCUCAGUGAUCCAUCCAGCAGAGCAGAGUGUGACAAGAUACUCCAGCACCGAGACUGUUGAGGGGACAAGGAACCCACUGUUUUUGACUGGUGUGACAUUUCCACCUGAAUACCCUAUCUAUGAGGAGACCAAUAUCAAACUAACGGUCUAUGAUGUCAAGGAUAAGUUCCAUGACACGUUGAGAAGCUUGCCAGAACCAGAACCAGAACCAGGUCCCCUCAUCCAGGUCCGCACCAGUGCCCUGCCUGAGAACAAGGAGCCACGGUCAGAUGUUGGUCGGAGCUUCUUGGGCUGUGCUAGUUUUAAAGUAGGGGACCUGCUGAAAUCGAAGGAGCAACUGCUAACCCUUAGCCUAAGAUCUUCCGAUGGUGGAAAAGCUGUUGGUACCAUAGAAGUCAAUCUUUUGAAGAUGGGGGAGAUAGAGGAUGGGGAAACCGACCACAUCACAACAGAUGCGCAGGGACAAAAGUCUGCAUUGGCGUGUGAGUCCAUUGCCCCAGAAGGUGUCAAUGACAAGGACAACUUACCUUUCUUAAAUGCAGUAUUAAAAAAUCCAGUGUAUAAGUUAUAUAGAUUCCCCACAUCUGAUAACAAAUGGAUGAGGAUUCGAGAGCAGAUGUAUGAGACCACACUGUCUUUUCAUAUUCCUAAGGAGUUGAUCUCCCUUCACAUAAAGGAGGACUUGAGAAGAAACCAGGAACUGAAGGAUCUUGGUGAGCUCGCACCACACUGGGAUAAUCUACGUAAAAACGUUCUUGCUCACUGUGAACAAAUGGUGAAUACGUACCAGGACAUUCUGGCAGAACUUGGGAAGCAAACAGGGUCUUCCUUCAGACCAAGCUGCAGCAAAGGGGAGAAGACAUUAGAAUUCGUUCCAAUAAACUUGCAUUUGCAAAGAAUGCAUGUUCACGGUCCCCAAUUGAAAGAUGCUUUAUAUGAUGUCAUCACAGUAGGUGCUCCAGCUGCACACUGUCAGGGAUUUAAGAAUGGUGGUCUUCGGAAGUUACUCACUCGCUUUGAAAUGGAAAGGAGAAAUACUGGAUACCAGUUUAUUUACUAUUCACCUGAAAACACAGCAAAAGCAAAGGAAGUUCUCGGCAACAUCGAUCAACUCCAGCCCCUUAUAUCAACUCACGCAGAUGGGCUGCUUAAUUCUGCCAGCCAGCAUUCUCCAGACAGCCUGAAGAAUUCUUUAAAGAUGCUUUCAGAAAAAACAGAGCUCUUUGUGCAUGCCUUCAAGGAUCAGCUGGUCAGAAGUGCCCUUUUAGCCCUCUAUACAGCCCGGCCAGGCUGUGUUCUCAAGAAAUCACCCUCUCCCAAGAGCACUGUGGCAGAGGACCAGGAUAAACCUGAAGGGUCCCUGCCCCCGAUCCAAAGGCAGGAUUCUAUCCCACAUCACUCAGACUAUGAUGAAGAAGAAUGGGAUAGGGUGUGGGCCAAUGUGGGAAAGAGCCUCAACUGCAUCAUUGCCAUGGUGGAUCGAUUACUUGAAAAAGAUGGGGGUAUCAGUGGCAACGGCGGCGGAGGCAGCAGUGAGAGCGCUCUCAAUGACUGCAGCGGCAGUACCGCUAAAGAAGGUGAACAGGAGCCUCCGCUAGCAGAUCCCACCACAGCUCACCAAAGAGGGGACUGGUAUGAGCAGCUGUACCCUCUGAUCCUCACCCUGAAGGACUGCAUGGGGGAUGUGGUGAACAGGGCAAAGCAAUCUCUGACUUUUGUGCUGCUGCAGGAACUUGCGUGCAGUUUGCCACAGUGCCUGAUGCUGACACUCAGGAGGGAUGUUGUCUUUAGCCAAGCGCUUGCAGGAUUGGUCUGUGGAUUUAUAAUGAAAUUACACUCAAGUUUGCAUGAUCCUGAUUUCCUCCAGCAGCUUCACAUGGUGGGCUUGGUUGUACAGUUUGAGGGAUUACUGAGCACAUACAGUGAAGAAAUUGGAAUGCUGGAGGACAUGGCUGUUGGCAUUUCAGAUUUGGGGAAAGUAGUUUUUAAAAUAACAGAAGCCAAAUCCAAUGAUUUCUUGCCAGUUAUAACCGGAAGGCGCGAACAUUAUGUAAUAGAGGUCAAACUUCCAGCCAGGAUGUUUGAGUUGCUGCCACCAGAGAUUAAAGAAGGGAAGCUAUUACAUGUCUACCCAGUCCUCUUUAAUGUUGGAAUCAAUGAACAGCAAACCUUGGCAGAGAGAUUUGGAGAUGUCUCUCUGCAAGAAAGCAUUAAUCAGGAAAACUUUGGACUCCUCAAGGAAUAUUGCCAGUUGUUUACUGAAAAAAUGCCUCCUGAGUGUCUAUCCCAUUUUCAAGAACAAAAUGAUCUAAAAGGAUUACUAGAAAAUCUCUACCAAAAUGUCCAGGCCAAAAAGAGAAAGAAUGUAGAAAUUGUGUGGCUGGCUGCAACGAUUUGCCGCAAACUCCAUGGGAUUCGAGUUACCUGUUGUAAGAGUGCCAAAGACAGGACGUCUAUGUCAGUUACCCUCGAGCAGUGUGCCAUUUUGAGAGAUGAACAUCAGUUGCACAAGGACUUUUUCAUCCGGGCGCUGGAUUGUAUGAGAAGAGAAGGAUGCCGCAUAGAGAAUGUUCUGAAGAAUAUCAAAUGCAGAAAAUAUGCAUUCAACAUGCUCCAACUGAUGGCUUUCCCCAAGUACUACAGACCACCUGAGGGAACAUACGGAAAAGCUGACUCCUAAGCUUCCCCCAAUGUAAACAGGAACACAAUAUGUCUCAACUGCAUAAUAUACACUUUUCGGGGUCAUGAAUGGGGGACAUGUGCACAAAUCUAGAAAUUACUUGAAUUAGUUAUCAAUACAAUAAGUUUUAAGGUGAACUAAGAACUGUUGACAAUUAUUCUGGGGAUGAAGUGGGGGAUGUAUUAUCCAGUGUUCUAUCGCAAGUCCCUAAGUGCAAGAAUGUCUUACAUUUCAAGGCAUUCGUUUUGACUCACUGUUUAGCAUUCAUUCAGAAGGUCUCUACUUUGAAAACAUGGUACUUGAAAGAGAAAUGUACAGGAAAAAAUGGUUAAUUUGUCAACAAGAGGUACUUAUUAUGUCACCAAAAACAAAACAAAAACUCCUUAAGGGUCUUAAAAGACUAAAAAGACUCAUUGUCUCAUCAUACUAUGAGAGAGCUGCUGUCCAGAUCCUUUGAGAAGUACUUUCCAAUCCAAAGUGGGAUAAACACACUGCUAAUAAAACAGAAAAAAUACUUCCACAGAAACAUUCUCCAGGAGGCAAACACCUGUUUCAAACACUUCUGUGUAGUGUAUAGAAUAUAUGUGUGAGAGCCACACAAGAGGUAAGAGCAAUAAUGGCGCUCCAAAAGGACGUCUAUAACUGGGCUUUUUUGCUCCAUUGGGCAGAUAGCUUCAGGGUAAAUAGCAAGAAGUAGUGGUCACCCCUCCAGGUGAAAUCACUCACUAUGACUACUUAAUAUGAAUGACUGCUCUCUAGAGGAGCUAGCUAACAAAAAAAGAAAAGAAAAGAAACUAAGAAAAAAGAAGCAAAAACUCAUUUAGAGUUUGGUGGUCAGAAGGAGGAAGAAGGUCCUCCUGUAGCUUCCUAUUUUACUUUAUUAUUGGUGCUUCCAAGAUGCUAAACUCAUUUUUUUCCUCUUUGCUCAAAGACUAAGUGAUACCAUUGACUUCCAAUCACCCUGAAUUAGAACUGUGAUAACCCCAAGGGGAGGAGUAGGUAACCCCUUUGGUGACAUGGCCCACUUUGGCAAUUUUGUGAAGUCUACAGACUUAUUCUUAAAAUGAAAAUUUUUAAAUACAUAAAAUAGCAUAUACGGGAUUACAAAGGAAAUGACUAUAGUAAGAUACAGUUGUCAAGUAAUUUCACAGAUCCAUGGUUAAGAACUCUUUGACUUAGAGCCAAAGUGGAAUUUUUUUUUCAAUUGAAACUUCAAGGAAAGUUUAAUAUAGGUAGCCUAUGGUUGCCCAAAUGAAAAAUUCUGAAGAAACUAAUUUCUCCUAGUGUCUUGUAUUCAACUUCCAACUAUCUCUUAGACACCUUGAUAGUAGGUUUAUAAGAAUCUACUAUAAAUGUAUAAAUUUAUAUACUAUAUAUAAAACACAAUGUAUUUAUAUGAUAGAGGUAAAUACAUGGACUGUUCCUUUUUAGACUUGGGUAAUAUUUUCUGCAGAAUAAUCUGAAACAGUUUUUAUUUUCAUUUGUGUAUCAAACCAUUUUUUGACCUAGAGGAAGCUAAAACUUAAAGAUUCCUAUAGAUGGAAAGAAAGAGGGUGCAUUUAGUCCAACUAGACAUGUUAAAGAGCAUCUAGUAUUAUAUUUCCCAGAUAAAAACUGAGCUCCAGGAAGGUGAAAUCAGGUGGUAGAGCUUGGGUUAUCUUUGCAAGCUUAUAGUAUCACAGCUAGCACUAUGAUUUAGAUCCCCGUGACACUUGAGUUCAGUGCUGGGACCUGCUCCCCACCAAGAGCUCAUAGAAAAGUUAGGGAAAGAGCAUUCAUUAUUUUGUAGGAGCAAGCCAUUGUGUUGAGCGGGAGGACCCGAAUCCAACAAGUUGAAAAAAAAAAGCAAAUUUAUUGAUUUUAUUUUAUUUAAAGUUUUCCUUUUCCCCAGAAAUGCAUAUUUCAUAGAGGUUAGCCUUUAGAAUUGGGCAUAUUUUAAAGAUCUAUCAGAAAUCUCCAAGGUUAAAAUACAUUGAUCAUGAACACCAAGGCAAUGGUUUGUAACCUUUUCUUGUAUUGUGGACAUUUUUGUCAACCUGGCAAAGUCUACAGAUCUCCUUCUCAGAAUAAUUUUUAAAAUAAAACAUGGGAGGAUUGCAAAGGAAACCAAUUAUAUAGAAAUAUAGUUGUUAAAUAUUUUUAAAUCAAGUUCAUGAAUCCUAGGUUAAGAACUCUUAUUUCAUUUGAAAUACAUGUUAUAUUUAGAUCAUGGCAGACCAUGGUAUCUAAUAUUCUAUCCUAGCCCAUAAAUCUGUCUGACUCUUCAGUGAACAUUUUUUCAGCUUUGUAGGCUUUUGAGCCAAGUGUCAAUUCCAUUUAAUAUUUUGCCUUUUGAGCUGAAACAUUGUAAAAACAUUAGUGCUUCAUCCCUCAAGUUGAUUGCCAGGCUGCUUGUGCUUAACACCUACUGGGCAGCCUACCAACAGGAAGCUGCUAGGUGUCCAUACCUAUUGAUCAAAGCACCUAGUCCCUGAUAUUGGCUUCCUUUCAGUGGUACCAAUCCAUAGUAGUGACAGGAAUACCCAAAUGGAUGAGAUGGCAGUUCCAUGGAACAUCUCCAGCAGUAUAUCAUUGUAUUGUGAUAUAAAUACAUAGAGAUGUUUUGAGUGACAGCCCUUACACACAUGGUUUUAAAGAAAAAGAUGGUUGGAUAGAAUGGAUACCGUUAGAUGCUUAUAAAAGCUCUAGUUUCUCAAUAUGUUCUAAUGUCAUGGUCAAAGUUGCAAACUGCAAUUUAAAGUUGAAAAGAUUUUCAUCUAUUGAUUAUAUUAUUGAUGAUCAAAUACAUUGUUAUUUUUCCCCUUUAGAAAAUGAAAGUAUACUUUUUACAUGGUAGUGGGAGAGAAAAUUACUGACUACUUUCUUUUUGCUCAGACCUAUAGUUUCUUUGGUGUAAGGAGCUCCUUCCUGGUCUGGAAAUUCUCUUCAACGAUGCAGAUUAAUGUAAAUUGUAACCUAAAACAGUUGUGUGGUACACAAGGAGAUUAAGUGAAUUUCCUAUGAUCACAUUAUUAGCUAAUCUGCUUAAAGGCAGGUUUUGAACUCUGAUCUUCUCAAUUGAUCACUUUAGCUUUCUUCUGUGCCAUGCUGCUUAACCCGAUAAGCUAUGUUUAAUACUAAUAUUCUCUGAAAGCAGAGUUUUUUUCAUUAAAUUAUUUUUUCUACUUCAGUUCAUAGAUUCUAUGAAUGGUGUCCAACCAGACAGUCAUAAGUCUCAUUAUUCUAUAUAGACUUCAGAUAAUUAUUACUGUGGAAUCCUAUCAUUUCCUUUAUAUCAUUGGAAAUUUAGAUUCUUUUCUACAUUUCAACUCAGACCAAAUAUGAGCACAUUUUAAAAAUACAAUUUAUCAUAAUAAUUCAUACUUAAUCCCAACAAGGAUUUUCUUCCACUACAGACAAAUUAUAAAAUAUAUUUCAAAAUAUAUCUCAGGAAUCCAUUUUUUCCCUCUCUUUUUUUGAUUCCACAAGUAUUCUCUAACCUAUCUCUUUAAAGUUUUUAGUUGAGGGGGAAAUGUCAAACAAAAUAUUUUGUUGCAUUUUUAAAAUUUCUCCUUUAAAGGUAUUUCCAAGGAAUCCUUUUCUAGUCUUAUAUUUGUGUUACAGAAAUCAUAGGAUUGAAGGAUAGUUUGAGAGCUAUGGAAGGAUAAUGAGAUCAUAAAUUAGAGCUCAUUUUAUAGACAUUGAAACUGAGAUGAAGUGAUUUGUCCAAGGUCACACAGUUAUGAAAAAGAAUUCAAACCUGGGAUCUGUGACUACAAAUCCAGCAUUCUUUCCACCAUAUUAAUGAAUGGAAUGAUUGUAUAAUGCUGUAUUUAGCCCAUAGCAUAUCCAUACCCUCAUUAUAUCAAGUGUCCAGAAAAUACUAUUAAUUCUGUACUGGUUAUCUAAAAGGAGCUAGAAAAAAUUUAAUAAAGAACAGAAUAGAGACAUUUUCAUGUUUUUUUUAAUUGCUUUGCUUUUGGAAACUCUCUCUUUAAAUAGUGAAAUAUAUCAGGUUUUUUUUUUAACCUCUUGUAGAGAGUACAUUUGAAUUCAUCAGUCCAAAUUGUGUAGUCUUGCUCUCAACCAUAUAUCACAACCAAAAUAAUUGAUUUAGUCAAAAAUGUACUUAAAGCUGUCCUUAGAUCAAAUUGACAAGAAUCAAAGAAUCUCAUAGUGAGAAGGAAUUUUAGUGACCAUCUCAUCUAAAAAGGUUCAAUACUUAAUACCUACUACAUUGUUACUAAGAUCUUGAUUGAACAUAUCAAGGGAAAGGAAAUUCACUUUCCUUAAAUUGCCUGCCAUUUAUGUGGAAUUCACAAUCCAACCCUUAAUGAAUGAAUGCAUCCUUUGAUCUUCAUUUCUAAGAGGGUCCUUUCUUCUCUUAAAUAAAUCCAUUAUUUUUGCACAAAAUGAAAUACCAAUAAAAAUUACUGUACAUUGAUAUAUAAAACUAUAAUUGUAGAUGAAAAACAACCUUCUGAUUUGAUUUUAAUCAUAAAGAAACUAGAGGACAGAAAGAGGAAAUUUUGAAUCUAGGCUUUCUUCUACAGGUUUUCAGAUAAUUUCCCAAAUUUAUUAUAUGUUUAAUGCCAUUUAAAUAGCCAUGCCACUUUUAGUAGAUAAUAUUGUCCUAAGAGAAAGACCAGAGUUCAAAUCUGGCUUCAAACACUAAGUAGCUAUGUGACCCUGGAAAAGUCACUUUACCCUGUUUGCCUCACUUUCCCCAUUUAUAAAAUGAGCUGGAGAAGGAAAUGACAAACCACCUCAGUAUCUUUGCCAAGGAAAUUCUAAAAGAGGUCAGGAAGGGUUGGACACAACUGAAAAAGACUGAAGGUCAAUGAUGACCUUGAGCAGAUAAUUUUACUGUUUUAGGCUUUAAUGUCCUUCAGGAAGGGUUUGGAUUGUAUGACCUUUCAGAUUCUCCUGCUCUAAAUCUAUGAUCCUAUGAGCCUAGGGUCCCAAGUAGCUAAAUAUUAAGAAUUAUAUAAAACAGUAUAUUGUUAAUGAAUACGUACACCCAUAUUAUAGCAACUUUUUACAAUUACUUCAAAGUCUGCAAUUUUUUCAAUAGGUCAGGGCUUGUUUAUAUAAUUCAUGGUCGUGUUUUAAUGAUUUUAAUUAAGAAAAAGGCCUAUGGUUAAUACUAAUGUUUGAUUGCCAUAGUGAAGACUGGGACUAUUCCCUAACUUUGUUUCUAUUCCCUAAAAGGGAGUUUUGGCAACUGCAAUAAAUAAACUAGACAUGAACAAGCAAACAGAAGUGGAAAAAAAAAAAGAAAGAAAGAAAGACUCUCUACAUGGUUUGGGGGAUUUGAAUUUUUUUUGUUUGCCUCCUAAGCAUUUGCUACAAGUUGGGAGAAAAAAAAUAAUGUAUUAGCCUGCCCAGCUUCUAAUAAAUAAGAGAUCAAUCGCUGUUCAAACUGUUAGUUUAAGCAAAUUAAACUCUGGCAAACUGCUAAAUCACCCCAGAUGCUGUAGGUGCUUGAUUUCGAAGAAAUGCAGGGUCUCAUUUAUUUAACUCAAUAGAUGUGAUGUCUUUUGUAAUCUCUGAGGAAAUAAAUUAACUUUUUAUCACUAGGUUUAAAAUGUAGUUGAGAAAAACUGUGAUCAGCAGUUAUCCUGUGAGGCAAACACAUUGAGCACAAGGCAUUUCUAAUAGUUGGGAGGUUUUUAAAAAAAAUUACUACAGAAAAGAAUGAUUUGCUGUAAUAUGUGUAGUUGGCAGACAGUUCUGAAAUGAUUUCACAUCACUGCAGCACUUCCAUAACCCAAACAAGUCAGGCAUUUUCCAUACUGAUGCUUUUAGGUUUUCUAAAGGGGAUUACAAGAGCACAGACUAUGGAUUUUGUCUUUUCUUCCCUUAGCAGUUAUUAAUGGAAGCUUUGUGUCCAAACAGGUGUUAACAGUAAGGACAAAGCCUUAUAAAAUGGGGGAAGUAAAGUGAAUUUUAAGAUGAAUGAUGAGAGGACCAUUAAAGCAAAAUUUUUGGAAGUUUGAGGUUUAUCUCUUCACAUGUAAAACAUGGCAACUAUUCUUUGAAUUUUGUUAUCAAAGAAGAUAUAGAUAGUUGCCUAAAGCAUUUGCAUUCUGAAAAGAAUAAGUUUUUGUUAGGUUUUUUUUUCUUUAGGCAUAUAUACCUACAAAAUAUUCUAGGCAUAUAUGGAAAGUAUAGGCAAACUCAUGGAAAAUGUAAAAAUGGUACAAAAUAGAAACCAUCCUAUUUUUCUAUAUAAUCACUUUCCCUAAAUAAGAAAAAGAAGAUCAGUUAACACUUGGAAAUGAUUACCUGAAAAGAAUAAACAAAAAAAAAAAAAAGCUAAUAGAAGACAUUACUGAUCACAUAUGAAAAAGAAGACAUGACCUGAUACAAAUUUAGAAUUUAAUACGUAGAAAGAAAUAAGAGAGCUUUGUUUAAUACUUAGGAAUGAUAAGCAGAAGAAAAAAGAAACAGACCUAGUAGAGGAAAAAAUAACUCGCUGAUGAUGAUAUAAACUAGAAUGGUUAAAAUAGAUCUGGCUCCAGAGGUCCCCAAUGAGCAAAUUGGUUUCUUUAAAAAGGAAGAUGACCUUUUUAAACCUAUAGUCUAUCAAUUAAUCAUUGUGCCUUUUAAGGGAAAAAAAAAUCAGUCCCUUUGUGAAUCUAACUUAGUCUCAGAAAUUAAGUUCCUCACUAGCAGGAUCCAUCUACAUUAGUCUCUGAUUUGUGACCUUGUACAUGUUGGUAGACUAGGAUUUAGGAUUCACAGCAGUUUUGUUGUUUUUUUUUUCAAUUUACUCCACAGGCAAUAUUAGUCUUGCUUUCAGUUUGUAAUCCAAAGUAUAUUUCACAGUUAGGAUGCUAUUUAUGCAAUGGUUGCAAGAAUUUGCCAAACAUAGAAGCAGAGAACUUAUUUGCUGUUUUGUAGGACAGUGUAGAUACCCCUUCACCAGAAUCACUUCACUCAUCAGUGUCCCCUUUUCAUGUCAUGUACACAACCUUCUGUACAUAUGUGUUCUGGAAUGGAUAUUCUGUCGUUAAUUCUUUUUUUCCAUAUACCCACUUUUCUGAUUCAUGUGGUACUAUCCAAAAGGCUAUCGUGGCCUUUCCUCUCCUUUCGGGUGUGGUAUCUAUUCCAGUUGAACUGACAAUGUGUGUUUCUUCCUUAAAGAACAAUGCACAGAUACUUAAGCCAACUCCUUCUCAUUGAUAUUUUAGAAACUCUUAUUUUUUGUUUUGUUCUGUGUAAACCAUAUUCAUUGUACACUGUGUGUAUAUUUUUGUUUAAAUAAAUGUGACUUUUAUUUUUUA